Penicillium brevicompactum is the source of this 450-nucleotide messenger RNA. Its product is annotated as E2 ubiquitin-conjugating protein UBC13. Bases 1 to 450 code for a protein of 149 amino acids. Gene Ontology annotation, molecular function: ubiquitin conjugating enzyme activity. The transcript has 4 exons. Gene Ontology annotation, cellular component: nucleus. Gene Ontology annotation, biological process: protein K63-linked ubiquitination; DNA damage tolerance. The record is from RefSeq and is a predicted model, not a curated record. NCBI's taxonomy places the organism in Eukaryota, Fungi, Ascomycota, Eurotiomycetes, Eurotiales, Aspergillaceae.
AUGGCUUUGCCUAAGAGAAUCAUCAAGGAGACCGAGCGUCUGAUGGCAGAGCCUGUCCCAGGCAUCAACGCUGUCCCUCACGAAGAUAAUUUGCGCUAUUUUGACGUCUCAAUCCACGGACCCGCGCAAUCCCCAUAUGAGGGUGGUAUCUUCAGACUCGAGCUUUUCCUUCCCGACGACUAUCCUAUGACCCCUCCCAAGAUCCGUUUCUUGACUAAGAUCUAUCACCCCAACAUUGAUCGCCUGGGUCGCAUCUGUCUUGAUGUGUUGAAGAACAACUGGUCUCCAGCUCUUCAGAUUCGCACGAUCCUUCUGUCUAUUCAAGCCCUGCUUGGAGCCCCGAAUCCCGAUGACCCGCUUGCCAAUGAUGUCGCCGAAAGGUGGAAGGAAGAUGAGCCUGCUGCGAUUCAAACAGCGAAGGAAUGGACCCGGACACACGCUAUGACUUGA